GAAUUUCAGCCAUCACAUUACAUCACUUCAAUAUAUUCAGAUAAUCAUCCAAGAAUUUAUUCACUACACGAUGAUCAACUCUACCUCACUAUGUUGAUCAUCCUUACUUUGAUCACCCUUACUGUCAAUGAAGCUUCACCGUAGUUAACUCUACCAUCAACUUCCUUCCGUUCACCGCCUUCGAAUCACUUUAUAUUUAACUAUGAAAUUCAAACUGACUUUUCCUCUUCCAAACAAAGUUGUCGCGAAUCUUACAGAACCAGAACCUUUAUUCGAAGUUCAUGCUCUCACCAUUUCAAACUCUCCUUACUUAAUGUGCGAACCAAUAUAUCUGGGCGAAGAGCGCUUUCAACGCUGGCCUUCCCCAGGCAAUCUUGCUGAACCUCAUCAGCUCGAAUUCUCUCUCGCAAUCGUGAGAAAUCGCAUGAAUCAAUUUCCCUUCACUAUUACAUUUCCAUCAGAUCUUUACCGCGAUAUCAAGAAGUCACAGAGGAUGCGCGACAAGAUGCCAGAUGUCAAUCUCGCAGAUAUGUCUGGAGACAAUUCUAUCGAUGGCAUUCCUUGGCCCGACUUUCACGAUAUCGAAAACCCGCCAAUUUCUGAAGAUCAAAUGGAAAGUAUUGGAUACCAUAUUGACUUAAUGGAGUCCGAACUCCUUGGUCCGAUUAAAGGCCCUACAAUAAUUGAUGAGGAUUUCAUCGUUCAAAAGCUUGGAUUGAAUCAAAAGAGAACAAAAGAAGAACCUUUUGAAGAUAUUCCCUUCAAUUUAUUUGAACUUAAAUUCUUCGAGGCAAGAGUUCAAAGUUUUGAUUCUGCUAUGAGAGCUGGAGAAGGACCACAAUUACCAGAAUGGACACAUCAAGGUUUUGAUAUUAAUGAAGAAGAAGAUAUGGCCUUAUUAGACCGUGAAGAAAUUAAAAAAGGUCUUCGAAACUACGACGCUAGCUAUCGCGCAAAUUAUUUUAAUCCCGAUUUUGCACCCGAAAAGAGAUUAGGUUCAUCGAAGAAGCCAGGUGCUAUGACGAACUGGUAUCGAAAAGGUCCUGUAGGACGUGGUAGAAACCCUCCUCCAAAACCUCGACAAGAUGCUGCGGAAAGAAUGUCCCAAGAUCAUAUAUGGCUCCUCCAGGAAGAUAACCUAGCUUCUGCCAAAGAUAAAGAGGAUACUGAGAUGAGUGGAAUGAACAUGAGUGGUAAAGGAAAUGUCGUCAGUGUGGGAGCUAUUGGAAUGAAUGCUACGAUUGAUGUUUCUGGUCCUUCGGGAUUCAAUUCUAGUUUCUCUCAAACGAACACUUUAACCGGUACCUCUGGUCCUUCGGGAUUCAAUUCCGGACUUGGUCAAAUAAACACUAUGAACAAUACCCCUGGUCCUUCUGGCUACAAGUCUAGCUUUGUUGGUGCAAAUACCGCCAACAACUCUGCUGGUCCUUCUGGAUAUAAUUCUGGAGCUGCUUCAAGAGUUAUACCUGCGAAUACAUCAGUCACCGCCACCAAUAAUACACUGGGCUCCUCUACAUACAAUCCUAGAACUUUUUCAAGCGCCGCCUCUAUCAAUGUACCAAUGGCUUCUAUUAUUAGUGCGCCAGGUCCUCCAGCACAUAAUUCCGGUUCCAUUGCAAAGAACAUUGCAAAUGCCACACCAGGUUCUUCUGGGGACAAUUCUGAAACUAUCAGAGCUAACAGUUUGAGCAGUACGGCAGUUCCUUCGGGAUAUACUUCUAGGCCUGACGGAAAUAACUCGAUGAAUGCUGCGGCAAAUCCUUCUAGACACAACACCCUGUCAACUCCGACUCCAAGAGAAACUGUUAGCACGAGAGGAAUCGAUGGAACGAAUGCCAUGAGCGAAUCUUCAAACUCUUUCCCAGGUUACAAUCAAGGAUAUACUAAGUCUUCAGCCGAGCCCGUCAGACAUAAUUAUGUUAAAUCUUUCCCGACACACGACGCAUCUAUCCCACCAAACAUAAACCCUCACACCAUCAGCGAAGUCCAAUCUCGAGAAAUUACUCACGAACCCAAUAUUUCCACUAUAGCCGUAGUCACACCCGUACACGUACCAGCACCCGCACCAGCACCCACAAGUGGAGAGAUCUUCCAAACAACAUCUACAACCCAAAAUCUCGGUAUGGAGAAUCUCGUUCCCGUCAACAAAAAGAUGGCUGCUAGAGACGAAAAAGAUAAAGAUUGGCAGCCAGGGCAGAAACCAAAAACAAAAGCCACCAGAAAAACUACUGUACCCGAAGCUGCAACUGACAAUCCAACUCCGUCCAAAACAAUCAAUCGAGAAAUUGCUACUCCCAGAACUAGGAAGCCAAAGACUAUUAAUCCUAUUGUCGCUAGUUCCAUAGUUACCAGCCAUACAGCUAUCAGUCCCACAGUUGCAACACCCAAUCUCAUCAAGUCAGCUGCCGUUCCGAAAACUAGGAAUUCUAGAGCCGCUACUCCCAAAACUGCCGGUCCCAAAUCUGCUGUGUCUAAGGCCACUACUCCCAUGAUUACUACUCCCAUGACUGCAACUCCCAGGACUACUACCCCCAGGACCAUUACCACUAGAGCUAACACUCCUAAGACUUCCACUACCAAAAGCGCAACUCCCAAAACUUCUGCUACCAGAGCCAAGGCAUCUAAAUCCAGCACCCCCAAGUCUUCCUCAUUUACUUCAACUCCCACUCUCAAACCACCUAUCACCAGAAACUCCUCGCUCAAAAAGAGUAUUUCAGAAGAAAGUGCCGAUGGUACAUGGGAACCUGAUGAGGACUACUGAUUUUGUUUAGCUUUCCACACUUUUCUCUUUGGAGUUUCUCAUUUUGAUCUGGUGCUUCAUUCCUAAGAUCUCGAUGAUAUUAUAUCCUGCUUUGGUUUGGGUUGGUAGAUGGAUUCCAACAAAUUUUUGCAAGGUGUUGGAUUAUGAAAGAGAGAAUGGAAGGAAGUAAGGGUCUAACAUAUAGAAUGAGUUCAUGAGUUGAUGAGGAUUUUUUUUGAGCAAGCACUACCCAAGUACCUACUUAAUACAGCUAAUCUGCUCGGCUUUUGGUGAUGACA
Messenger RNA from Botrytis cinerea B05.10, 3039 nucleotides. RefSeq lists its product as hypothetical. NCBI's taxonomy places the organism in Eukaryota, Fungi, Ascomycota, Leotiomycetes, Helotiales, Sclerotiniaceae. The coding region runs from base 203 to 2761 and encodes 852 amino acids. The record is from RefSeq and is a predicted model, not a curated record. The transcript is spliced from 4 exons.